GGUGCCAAGGCUCAAGUCACUCACUGCAAAUCUGAUGGGUGUGACCAAUACUGUGGUCUGCAACUAUGAUGGAAAGGAGCUACCUAAAGUUUUGGGUAUCAACGCUGUUGAUAGAGUGUUAUUGGAUGCUCCUUGUAGUGGGACAGGGGUUUCAUCAGUACCAGGUUGUGGGAAGGGCUCUCCCUACUGAGUCAAAUGACCAUCCUAAGAUUUACAAGAUGAAGCUUUGGGCCACCAAUGAAGUCCGUGCCAAGUCCAAGUUUUGGUAUUUUCUGAGGAAGUUAAUGAAGGUGAAGAAGACCAAUGGACAAGUUCUUGCUAUCAAUGAGAUCUUUGAGAAGAAUCUUACAACAAUCAAGAACUUCGGUAUCUGGUUGAGGUAUCAAAGUAGAACUGGUUAUCACAACAUGUACAAGGAGUACCGUGACACCACACUUAAUGGAGCUGUGGAACAGAUGUACACCGAGAUGGCUUCUCGUCAUAGGGUCAGGUUUCCUUGCAUUCAAAUCAUCAAGACUACAACUAUCCCUGCUAAGCUUUGCAAGAGAGAAAUCACCAAGCAAUUCCACAACUCGAAAAUCAAGUUCCCAUUGGUCUUCAAGAAGGUUAGGCCACCAACCAGGAAGUUGAAGACCACAUACAAAGCAACAAGGCCCAACUUGUUCAUGUAACUUGGUUAUUUAACAAUCAAGCUAUAAAGAGAAGUUGAGUGAGUGAGUGACUCAGUUGAUUCCUGAAUCUUUUUUUUGGUAGAAACCUUUUUUGUCUGUUUUGUUUUGAAGGAUAUUUCAGUCGUUUGAGCAUAAAUUUUAAUUUAUUUUUCUUUUUUUAAAAAAAAUUGUUACUUUUUUUU
Molecule: messenger RNA, 853 nt
Organism: Cannabis sativa
Lineage: Eukaryota; Viridiplantae; Streptophyta; Magnoliopsida; Rosales; Cannabaceae
Product: large ribosomal subunit protein eL20y-like
Exons: 5
Coding region: 66-671 (201 amino acids)
Biological process (GO): translation
Cellular component (GO): ribosome; cytosolic large ribosomal subunit
Molecular function (GO): structural constituent of ribosome
Source: RefSeq, a predicted model, not a curated record